Molecule: messenger RNA, 2290 nt
Organism: Periophthalmus magnuspinnatus
Lineage: Eukaryota; Metazoa; Chordata; Actinopteri; Gobiiformes; Gobiidae
Gene: slc25a18
Product: solute carrier family 25 member 18
Exons: 10
Coding region: 320-1288 (322 amino acids)
Biological process (GO): L-glutamate transmembrane transport; malate-aspartate shuttle; aspartate transmembrane transport
Molecular function (GO): L-aspartate transmembrane transporter activity; L-glutamate transmembrane transporter activity
Source: RefSeq, a predicted model, not a curated record
CAUCGGGACAAUGCUGCUGUUUGUGCAACGGCCCCUGAGUGGCGGCUGGCUCUCAGGCUGCUCUCGCUUGACUACCGUUACUUCACACAUUGUUGGAGUGAAAGCAAAGCAGACGGCUUGAUCCUGCCUGCAGGAUGCUCUGAGAGAGAUUUUUGGAGGAGUUCAGGUAUAUUUCAUGACAGAAUAAACAGAGGUGAGCAAAGCUGUGUUGGGCUCUGAGAGCUAAGUCAAAGAAGGCAAAGGAAAGAAAAGAAAAGAAGAAGACAACAAAAGGCUGCAGUGGAAAUUGGUGGGCCUUGGAGCCCAAUCAAAAAGCAGCAUGACCGACAAGAAAAUAAGCCUACCGGCUAAGCUGAUUAAUGGAGGUGUGGCCGGCCUGGUUGGUGUCACAUGUGUAUUUCCUAUUGACUUGGCCAAGACACGCCUCCAGAACCAGCAGGGCGUCAAGGUCUACAAAGGAAUGCUGGACUGUCUAGCAAAGACCAUACGCUCGGAAGGCUAUUUUGGAUGCUACAGAGGUGCAGCAGUAAACCUCACUUUGGUAACACCAGAAAAGGCCAUAAAGUUGGCAGCCAAUGAUGUCUUUAGACAAAAGCUCUCAAAGGAUGGUAAAUUGCCCUUGUGGGGUGAGGUACUUGCAGGCUGUGGGGCUGGGACUUGUCAAGUUGUGGUGACCACUCCAAUGGAGAUGCUUAAAAUACAGCUGCAGGAUGCAGGAAGACUGGCUGCUCAGAGACCAGCCCAUGCACCUGCACAGACUGUAGGUCCAGCUCCAUCACUCGUGCCCCCGUCAUCAGUGCAGCCAGCCCCUCCACAGAGGCCCUCUGCCACAGGCCUCACAGUGCAGCUGCUGAAGACCCACGGACUGGCCGGCCUCUACAGGGGAGCAGGAGCCACCUUAAUGAGAGACGUACCCUUCUCAAUGAUCUACUUCCCACUCUUUGCCAACUUGAAUGCUAUUGGCCGGCAAAGCCACAGUGAUGUGCAAGACCGGGCACCCUUCUGGCAGUCCUUUGUAGCAGGCUGCAUGGCUGGCUCCAUAGCUGCUGUAGCUGUUACACCACUGGAUGUCAUCAAAACUAGAAUACAGACCUUACAAAAAGGUGAAGGAGAGGACACUUAUCGAGGAAUAAUUGACUGCACAAGGCGCAUCCUGAAGAGAGAAGGCCCCUCAGCGUUCCUGAAAGGAGCAACAUGUCGUGCUCUAGUCAUCGCUCCACUUUUUGGCAUUGCUCAGGGCGUCUACUUCCUCGGUGUAGGAGAAGCUGUUUUAGGGCUGCUGGGAUAGGCCUGCUGGAAAGCUGAAGGUUGUGUUGCUCUGCCUUGAAGUCACAGUAAUGAGAUAAGCACAUGGACAGAACUUGUUGUUGACCAAAUGAAGGAUGUGAUACAGUCUAUCACCAAAAUGGAUCAGCUUGUUUACUUCACUUACAUGGCUGCCAUUUAGGUCAAAGAGGGCUGUUGCGCAGAGUAUGAAAAGGGAUGAGAUGUGUUUAAGCUUGCUAACAAAAUGCCUAUAACUUGCAACAUGCACGAGGCCAUGUCAAACUAGUUGCAUAGCAGCAACGUCCAUAAUAAUGGUAAUAUUUUAAUUACUACAUUUUUCAUUAAGGCAUAUUGCUUUGUAAUGAAUUGUGGAUAACUGAUAAAAAUCAGUUUUUCUAAUAUCAGUCUAGUCAAAUCUCCUUGCUCCGGGAGGCCAUUCCAUCCGUGAGUUGUAAUCUUGGAUUCCAGCCUUCCCCCUAGAUUGGGAAGAACUGUCUGUUGGUGUCUCUAAGGUCAUAUGUUAAUCUGAUGGUAAUGCUUUAAUCCCAGUAUUAGUGUAGCAUAUACCCUAACACUGCUCACUUCCUGCUUAUAGCACAAUGUUGGGACGCUGUAUUUGACAGGCUUAAAAUACAUUUAAACUGGUUUUUACACAUUUAUUUUGAAAUUGAUGCAUGUAUGCACAAACUCAACAGAUUAAUUUUUGUGAAAAUGGCUUGAACAUUUCCUGAGUUUUAAUCAUUAUUGACAACAAAAUGUCUUAACUCAUAUUGCACCUUUGAGGACUCCCGAGUAACCCUACCCUCUGCCAUUUGCCAUUAUCUUAAGUCCACUGGGUGGCACCACAGUUGUUAUUGUUGUUGUUUUUUACAUUUAAUGGAGUAUUACUUAGAUAGCCCUGAAAAUAAGCAGUGCAUUCUAACAGUUUGCAUUUUUAAUGUAAACAAACAAACAUAGAGUAAACAAUGUAAAUUCAUAAAAUGUCAAUAAAUAGAUCAUAUUAGUCUUUGUCUUAUAGACAUUU